UCUUUCCCCGGGAGGAUGUUCGAGGAAGCCCCGUGGGGCGAGGCGGCGGAGCUGGCGCUGCCGGGCCCGCGGGCCGAGGCGAGUCCCUCUGGGGGCCGCCCCCCGCCCAGCCCCGCCCAGCGCCGGCGUCUCCUGGCCACCCUGCGCCGCCUGCAGAGCUCGGCGCCGCGCCCGCCUUCCCCGUCCUCCUCCGGCCGAGGCAGCAGCGCGUCGGACUCGGAGGCCGAGCAGCAGCCGGAGAGGAAGCGCGCCAGGAAGGGGCCGCAGGCGGGGUCGCCCCCCGGAGCUCCGCAGUCGCAGCAGCAGCAGCAGCGCCUCCCGGCCCGGAAGGAGGAGCCGGCGCCCCGAGCAGACAAGGCAGCUGGAGGCGGAGACCCUGAGCCCAGCAGCAAGCAGAGGAGCGCUGGGGCAAAGGACCCAGAGGAGGAGCCAAGGCUGACCAGGAGACAGUGGAAGAACCGCCAGAAGAACAAGCGUCGCCAGAACAGGUUCAAGGCAGGGCUGGGCCGCGAGGAGCCCCCUGUGGCCUCUGCAGCAGCAGAGGAGCCCCCUGCAGUCCCAGCAGCAGCAGAGGAGCCCCCCAGCAGCCAGGAAGAUCCAGCAGGCCAGGAACUUCUCAGCGAAAGGGCAGCAUCCCUGCGGCUGCGCAUGGAGGAGCGGCUGGAGUCCGCGCGCUUCCGCUUCAUCAACCAGCAGCUCUACACAUCCUCCAGCCAGCAGGCGGUCCAGCUCUUCCAGGAGGAUCCUGAGGCCUUGGCAGUGUAUCACCGGGGCUUUGCCCGGCAGGUGGCCCAGUGGCCUGAAAACCCUGUGCAGCGCUUUGUGCGCUACCUGCGUCAGAGACCAGCAUCAUUCGUGGUGGCAGAUUUCGGUUGCGGGGACUGCAAGCUGGCACGCAGCGUGCGGAACAAAGUCCACUGUUUUGACCUGGUGGCUCUGGAUCCCCGAGUCAUUGUCUGCGACAUGGCCCAGGUCCCCCUGGAUGAUGAAUCUGUUGACGUGGCUGUGUUCUGCCUGGCACUGAUGGGUACUAACCUGCAGGAGAUCUUGGAAGAGGCCAACCGUGUGCUACGAGUUGGGGGGACCCUCCUGGUGGCCGAGGUGGCCAGCCGCUUCCCGGACCUGCGGGCCUUCGUGGCGGCGCUGGCCCGGCUCGGCUUCCGGCUCCUCCGCAAGGAGCUGAAGGGCUUCGCCUCCCUGGAUGACCUGCUGCGCGUCAAGGGGAUCACGGCGCGGAUCCUGGAGCUGAACAGCCAGCGGAUGACCUGCUCGCCGGAGCCCGCCUGCCCGGCGCCGUCCUCCUCGUCUCCGGCGCCCGAGGUGGGCUUGGCCGGGGCGACCUUGGCCCGCGUCUCCGGGGCGGGCGGGGGGCGGGCGGCAGAAAGCCGGGCGGGGGGCGGGGGGCAGCUGGGCCGAGGCUCGCUGACCCCCGCGGCCCGCUUCCCCCCGCAGGCUCCGGACGAGGAGGCGGGUCAGUCGCCGCCGCCGCGUCCCGGGCAGCGGGAGAGCUGGGCGCCGGCCUGCUUGGCAACGGCCGAGGCGGAGGAGGAGGAGCCGGGCAGCUCCUGCCCGCCGGGGGCUCCCGACUCCGAGGACGAGACGAGCGGCGGCGGCAGCAGCAGCGAUGGCGAGGAGAGCGGCGGCGGCGACGUCUACUUCUACUACACGGUGGACGAGCGCUGGAUCGACUACCUGGAGCGGACGGAGGGCGGCGGCCUCAUCCGGCACACGCGGCCCAAGAUGAAGCGCAAGUCAGAGAGCGGCCCGGAUGGCAGAGCCCAGUCGCCUGGCAAGAAGCUGUGCAAGGGCUCAGAGAGGGGCAGAGUGCUGGGCCCCUGUGUCGCUAGCCCCACGGCCACCUUUGGGGAUUUGCGGAACGCCAAGGCAGGCCAGGCGCGCUGCCGGCAUGUCCCCCCAAUGACCCCACCCCCUGAGCUGCAGGACUGGCUGCGCACUUUCCAGCGCUGGAGCGGCCCAGAGAAGCUGCUGGCUCUGGAUGAGCUCAUUGACCGCUGUGAGCCUCCUCAGAUCAAGCACAUGAUGCAAGUGAUUGAGCCCCAAUUCCAGCGCGAUUUCAUCUCACUGCUGCCCAAAGAGUUGGCGCUCUAUGUGCUCUCGUUCCUGGAGCCGCGGGACCUGCUCCGGGCGGCGCAGACCUGUCGCUACUGGCGGAUUUUGGCCGAGGACAACCUGUUGUGGCGGGAGAAGUGCCGCGAUGCAGGUAUCGAGGAGCCCCUGAGUCUGCGCAAGCGCCGGCUGCUCAGCCCAGGCUUCAUGUACAGCCCCUGGAAACUGGCCUUCCUGCGGCAGCACCGAAUCGACAUGAACUGGCGUGGCGGGGAUGCCCGCCCCCCCAAGGUUCUGAAGGGCCACGAUGACCAUGUCAUCACCUGCCUCCAGUUUUGUGGCAACCGCAUUGUGAGCGGCUCAGAUGACAACACGCUCAAGGUGUGGUCGGCUGUCACCGGGGAGUGCGUUCAGACCCUGGUGGGGCACACGGGGGGCGUCUGGUCCUCCCAGAUGAGGGACAACAUCGUCAUCAGCGGCUCAACAGACCGCACCCUCAAGGUGUGGAACGCGGACACGGGCGAGUGCGUGCACACCCUCUACGGGCACACCUCCACCGUGCGCUGCAUGCACCUCCACGGCAGCAGGGUGGUGAGUGGGUCCCGGGACGCCACCCUCCGCCUCUGGGACAUCGAGACAGGGCAGUGCCUGCACGUGCUGAUGGGCCACGUGGCCGCCGUCCGCUGCGUCCAGUACGACGGGCACAAGGUGGUGAGUGGCGCCUACGACUACACGGUCAAGGUCUGGGACCCCGAGACGGAGAGCUGCAUCCACACCUUGCAAGGCCACACCAAUCGCGUCUACUCCCUGCAGUUUGAUGGGACCCACAUUGUGAGCGGCUCCCUGGACACCUCGAUCCGCGUGUGGGACGCCGAGAGCGGCAACUGCCUGCACACGUUGAUGGGGCACCAGUCCCUGACCAGCGGCAUGGAGCUGCGCGACAACAUCCUGGUCUCUGGCAACGCCGACUCCACGGUCAAGAUCUGGGACAUCAAGACGGGCCAGUGUCUGCAGACCUUGCAAGGUCCCAGCAAGCACCAGAGUGCUGUCACCUGCCUCCAGUUCAGCUCCAAGUUUGUGGUGACCAGCUCGGACGACGGCACCGUCAAGCUGUGGGACCUCAAGACGGGCGAGUUUGUGCGCAACCUGGUGGCGCUGGAGAGUGGCGGCAGCGGGGGGGUGGUCUGGCGCAUCCGGGCCUCCAACACAAAGCUGGUGUGUGCCGUGGGGAGCCGCAACGGGACUGAGGAGACCAAGCUCCUUGUUUUGGAUUUUGACGUGGACCUGAAAUGAGGAGGAGGGCUGGACUGGCAGGGGGGCCUGCGGGACGGGCAUCCCCCCAGGCGUGAGUGAGUGGUGCCUGGCCGCGCACCUUAUUUAUAGCUUGGCUGCAGGGCCCUGGGCGGCUGGCAGAGCGGCAGAGCACCCAAGUCUGCUUUUUGUACACACUAAUAAUAUAUCACUUUAUUUCUGUA
This is a messenger RNA of Podarcis muralis (Common wall lizard), 3542 nucleotides long. NCBI's taxonomy places the organism in Eukaryota, Metazoa, Chordata, Lepidosauria, Squamata, Lacertidae. The record is from RefSeq and is a predicted model, not a curated record.